AUGUUCUUCUACAAAGAGUUCACAUUCCCCCGUAACUCUGAUGUUUCCAAUGCACUUGACAGUCUUAGAGCCGAUGGCACUGCCAAACUCCUCGGAAAGAUCCAGACGUCACAUUUACAUCACAUCAUUGAAGCUUCUAGGAAUUCGACCAGCAAAUUGGGCAGCCUUGACGGAUCGGAUUUGGCUCGGCUGAAAUGGCUAGGAAGCUGCACUCAUACGGAGCUGCUGAUAUUACUACUUGAACCGACCAAGGAAUCCAACGCCACAAUUGUGUGGAUAGAUUCUUUCUUGCGUUCGGCGACUGGUGGUGUGUUCACUGCUGAGAAUACCGCCAUCUUCAAUUGCCGGGCACUUACUCCAAACGCCUCGUAUAACAGGAGAUAUGAGGAUAAGCAUGCGUUAGUACUGAUCGAGAUAUCUUCGCAGCCAGCGUCUGACUAUUUCUACAGGACUGGUCAAUACGGGUUGAGAGCUGUCACCAGAUCGAUCAAAGAGCUUGCUCCAGACGUUAUACUCGUGUGCCAAUGUAAUAUGGACCCUGGCGUGGCAACCCUGAUACCACAUCUAACUAGGCCAAUGAGCGAGGCUGGAAAGGCGCGUCUCGUCAAAAUCAAUGGGAAAGACUGCUCGGUCGUCAAUGCUUUCCAUCCCAGCGUCUUUGCUAAAAAUAUCACAUCUGGGAGUUUAGCAGGUGGAAAAGCAGUGAUGAAAGCAGCUCUGCUCGAGUUUUGCUUUUUACAAGCAGUGAAUCUGGCAUUGGGGACCGAAAUCGUGGGGUCGGGAAUAGAAGGACUCAGGCGGAUAGCGCUACAGUCCUUCGCCCUUGGCGAUUGA
Molecule: messenger RNA, 834 nt
Organism: Zasmidium cellare ATCC 36951
Lineage: Eukaryota; Fungi; Ascomycota; Dothideomycetes; Mycosphaerellales; Mycosphaerellaceae
Exons: 1
Coding region: 1-834 (277 amino acids)
Source: RefSeq, a predicted model, not a curated record